Diaporthe citri is the source of this 3618-nucleotide messenger RNA. RefSeq lists its product as uncharacterized. Gene Ontology annotation, molecular function: protein binding. Lineage: Eukaryota; Fungi; Ascomycota; Sordariomycetes; Diaporthales; Diaporthaceae. The record is from RefSeq and is a predicted model, not a curated record. The coding region runs from base 1 to 3618 and encodes 1205 amino acids. The transcript is spliced from 2 exons.
AUGAGCGCCCAACUUGCGCAGUACACAAACCGGCAACCUGCCGAUGGCGAACAACGCAACGAGGACCUCAUCGCGAGCCUGCACAGCCAGAUCGCGGCCCUUCAAGACGCGGCACAGCAGCGACACUCACCUCAAGAGAGCACGCACCACCACAGCAUGCCGGGCCCUCAGGCCAGGCCCGUGUCUACUUACACGGCGUCGUCAGUUGCUACCCGAGUCCAACAACGUGAAUGCGGUCCGCCGCGGACGCAUACCACCACGCCCAGCACCUUCAUGCUCAUGGUUGGCUUGCUGCUGCUCAUGAUGCACGCCGCCCGGGUCGACGCCUCCGAGACAUCGCUCCUCCCGUACAUUCCAACCAACAUCCUCGUUCCGGGAUCCACCGCCGGGGUCGCCUACGGCCGGGAGACUGGCAACGCCAACAGCACGGCCUACAUCCUCACUCCCAACGGCGACGGCUCGGUCGACCUGUUGGCGGUGGACAUAUCAUCCUCACUGGCCGCUUCUUCCGUCGCCAACAGUGCUGAGACCUUGACACCAGAGCUGCCUUUCCUCAUAUCAAGCACCAACACCACGACGUUCACGCCCACACUCACAUCGGAUGGCUCCAUCGUCGCCUAUGCAGGCGAUUGCAGUUCGGGCACUGGAUCAUCCGUAUGGGUCUACAAUACCACCACCUCUCACCAGGCAUCAUGGGUGGAGCACUUCGUCACCAACAGCGGCGGGGCCAGCGGGCCAUCCUUCCUGGGAGGCGGUUUCUCCUUCUCAGAGACCAUAUCGCCCAGCCUAUCCCAGCCCCUGAUAUACGCCUACGGCGGGCAAUGCCCCGACGACACCCUCGACGCCGAUGAUUGGACAUCAGCCGCGACCUACUCUAACUCAAUGGUCCGCCUGACGGCCUCCACAGACCCCUCGUCCACGCCGGCAUACACCGCGAGCCAAUUGUCCCUCAAAUCACAGCCCAUAGCUGAGGCAGGCUUCAGCUUGACCCCCCUCCCGCCGGCGACGUCCAACAUCUCCGGCAUCGUGACGCAGAGCAUCAACAGCGUCGUCCUGGGCGGCCACACCCAGACUGCCUUUGUGAACAUGUCGACGGCUGCGGUGUGGAGCCUGCCGGAGGAGAGCUGGAGCUUCAUCGCCAUCUCCGGCCCGUCUGGCUCCCCCUCGAGCGAGACUUCGGAGCUCGCAAAGAACGACGAUGCUGUCACCGAGGUGCAGCCGCGGUCGGGCCAUACUGCCGUCCUCAAUGAAGCCGGGUCCGCUAUUAUCGUCCUUGGUGGGUGGGUGGGCAACACGAGCCAGGCGGCGCAACCACAGCUGGCCGUCUUGCAGAUGAGCGGCAGUGAGUUCGGGGAGUGGACGUGGUCUGUGCCCGAUGAACAGCCCUUGAGCUCUGGGGAGGGUAUUUAUGGCCAUGGUGCUGCCUUGUUGCCCGGCAAUGUCAUGAUGGUAUCCGGUGGUUAUGCCAUCUCACCCAGCUCCUCAGGUUCAGGGCUGGGCAAGAGGGAUGCCAUUGGUGUGGCGGGCGGGCAGCUUCAGAUGUUCUUCAACGUGACAAGCCUCACCUGGAGCGAUUCGUACACGAACCCAAUAUCUGCAUCGACCGGCUCAGAGAGCGGAACCGCGCCGUCAACAACGCCGUACAAACUGGGCCUCGGCUUGGGACUGGGGCUCGGUAUUCCCCUUCUACUCCUCGUGCCGGCUAUCUGCUUCUUAUGCUGGAGGCGAAGGCAGCGUCUUCGCCACCAGGCACGAGACGAGCACAUCCGGAAUCUGACCACCGGAACGGCCUUCAUCACCUCCGAUGAGAUGCUCGAGCGCGAAAACGUAUAUCCAUGGGGACCCCGAAGUGCAGCUCGAUGGUACACGGGCGGGCACGACCCGUAUCUACGUGACCAGGGGAACGCACUUGGUUACGAGAACCUGCGCGCUCCUGAAGGGGCAAGGGCAGCUUCUGAUGACCCCAUGGCUGUUGAGUCGCCCGGUGCCUACAGAAGAGACAUCAGGCGCAGGCCAGUACCCAGGGUCGCAAGGGGCCUGUACCAGCCCACUGGUAUUGCUGGUGGGGAUGAUCUGAUGAGCCCAGGCGCUAUCCAUCCGAUCUUUGAGGAUGAGGAAGAUGAGAUAGCCGUGGCUGGUGCAAUUGCCCCAGACAGGGACGAGGAGAACGACGAUGACCCUUUCACCACGCCGGUACCUUCAACACCAACAAAGGCAGGGCCCAGCUUGGCGAGCCCAAUUGUCUUUGUGGCGCCUGGCCAGCAGACGGCGGGCUCUGGCCCAGCCAGUCCGACGGAGAGCACACCGCGUCCGCGGCCACAGCACCCAGAAGUACAAGACUGGGUUAGCGACAUCGACGCGUCUGACGCCCUCAUCACAGCUCGUAUACAGCCUCACAGCACCACGUUCCGCAACUCGGGCAAGAUCUCUCCUACGAGGCGGCCGUCGGUGCGCUUGUCUGAAGACGACACUGCCGGCGGUGCCCGAACGGACAGCAACUUGUCCGAGUCCAACCGCAGCACCUUCAGCUUCAUAGUGAACCGGUCCGACUCGCUGCGCGUGGCCGGCGCCGGGGCUGGAUUGUUGGCUGUCAGCAAAUCUCGGGGCGAGCAGGAAAGAACCGGCACCUCCCACUCUGACAAGAGUAGCAGCAGCAACAGCAAUACCACGCAGGACAGCUUCAAGACGGCCAAGUCGAUCACGGCGCUCCAGACCGAGGGACCUGGGCUGCUUCUAGGCCGGCCAAGGCCGAUAUCGGACAUUGAAGAUCUUGGUCAUUUGUCAGAUGACGACCCUCUGGCUCCUGGGAGCCCAAGCAAGAGCAAGCCACCGCGCAGGAGUUGGUUUGGGAGCCUAAAGAGAGUGUUCAGUGCAGGCGCUGGCAGCGGGAGCUCGAAUGGAAGCUCAAGUCAGACUGAGAGCCCGACCCACGGGCAAAGCAGCGACUACGAAGGGUUGGGGCUGGGCAGCUUGGGCCUGGGUGGCGUCGGGCUGCUACAAAAACGGAGGCAAGGGAGGAUGGCGUGGGACGAGGCCGGAGCGUCUGCGAGUGGCGCUGGCCAGGGCGCUGGCGAGGGCUGGGAGGAAGACGACUGGGACAUCGAGAAAGCGGUGGAACAGAGGCUGGUGCAGGUGAUGUUCAGUGUACCCAAGGACAGGCUGCGCGUCGUUAAUGCCGACAACGCGGAUCUUGUGUCCUUGGAGGAGUCGGUGGUCUUCGUCGAUCCGGAGAAGGCCGAUUCUCCAACACAGGAGGCUGCUAUAGCUGGCAAAGAUGAAGAAAAGGUCACGGCGCAGGAUGAUAGGCCAGACGAAGCAGCAGAGGAUGUCUCCAGUGUUGCCAGCCAGACCGAGGAAGCGAGCCGGGCAAGGCGCGAGAGGAUACAGCAAGGCAAGCAGCCCGAGAGGACGUCCUUGCUGCUCAAGGUGCCUCUGCCACCGGCGAGCGAGACCUCGGAGGAUUCCAGGCGGAGAAGCAUCUCUCCCGUUGUCAUGACUGCGGAACAAGUCCGGUACGAGCGGCCUAGGACUCGCGUGCUCGACAUGGUGGAGAGUUUUGAGAGCAGAAGUAAGAGCUCGAGUCCUGAGAGGGUGCCUAGCCCCGAAAGGAGGCAUUGA